UCUAUAUUCGGAAACGGUUAUGGAAUAUCGGUUGUUGUAGAACACAACUUAUCGAGCCAAGUUUCCUCAGACUUACAAGAAUGUGUGAUUGUCAAUCAUAGCCAUUCCGACACAAUAACGAAUCUUAGUAAUUCGUUAGAAAAAGCUGUACUACUAUAUUUCCACUAUUUUCAUGAUGCUUUCGUCUGAAUAAGCUCCGUGAAAAAAUAGGCAAACGACGAGCCAAAGAAAUGACUGCACCCGAAGAUGACCUGUACGAGAUUCUAGGAGUCCACCCAAAGGCUACCGAAGAUGAAAUAAAAAUGGCCUACUACAAGUUAGCUAAACGAUACCACCCAGAUAAGAACCCGAAUAACGCGACAAGAGGUGAACGUUUUAAGCUUAUCAAUGCAGCAUAUAAAAUUCUAUCUAACAAAAAGCAACGCCGUGAGUACGAUCUAAGGAAGAGCGUAGCUAGGUCUGACCAAACAUGGGUUCAUGACUUCGAUGACUUUUUCAAUUCUGGGCAUUUUCAAAACGCACAGAGCCCUAUAAACUUAUUUCAGAUACUCUUCACAUCGUCAUUGAACCGUCACGGACCUAUUUGUUCCGGUGAUGAUCGAUUUCGGCAUCGAUGUGGAGAACAUGACUGCCGAGGUAAAGAAAAGAGACGAGAGCGCCCAAUCAAAAGCUUGUUUACAUGUCUUCGUCAAGAAGCCAGUAAUCGUCAUGAGGACCACGCCCAGGAGGCGUCAUGGAUGGCUGAUUUUUUCACACAAAAGAUUGGCGAGGAGACGGUAAAUACUUCUAAACGUGGGAGCAAUAGUGCUGCGACCGCGUACGAAUGUACAGUACAAACUAUUCGAAACAGGAAUGGUAACGAAUUCAGGGUACAGCGAGUGAAAACCGAGUGGAACGGAGAAAUAAGUUCACAGACUAUAGUUUCCAGGCACAUCCACGGAAAGCUGGUAGAGACAAUUACAACAAAUUGCAAUGGUGUGGAGACAAUUACAGUUCGUGAAGAUGGCGUCGUUAAAAGCCGAAUGGUUAAUGGGAAGGAACAAAACCCAAUCAGAAGGUCAAAAUAGGAGGGCUUGCCGUCCUUUUGGAUUUCCGGCCGGCAAGAAGCUGGUCCAAGUCGAUAAUUAUUUUCGAAAUGAAGAGUGCGUCUGUCGUUUACAAACAGUUUAAAUUAAUGGAAUUAGAAGUUCAAAAUAGGUUGUUAGAUCUGCAAUGAGAAACAGAUACACACCUUCGAACAAGUACUGCUUGUAAGCAAGAUUCAUAUUUAUACACCAGGGCUGUUAUUAGGUACAACCCUUCGAUCAACAAAAUAAUAGUGUUCUAUCAAAUAAGGAUAACAUAUAGGUAUAGGGGGCGCCACAGUUCGCAUGGAAUCCGUCUUGAAAUGAAAUUACGCGCAUUGUUAAAUGUGGUCCUAAUAGCAUAGGACUUAAGAAACAACUAAGUAUAUGGGUCACGGUAGUUCGUAUAGUACGUGAUAGUCAUAGACGACAAAUUGUUCACCACUUGGCCAUUUACGGGUACUUAAAAACGCAAUAUGGACAGUAUUUCCAGUGUUU
Molecule: messenger RNA, 1562 nt
Organism: Varroa destructor (honeybee mite)
Lineage: Eukaryota; Metazoa; Arthropoda; Arachnida; Mesostigmata; Varroidae
Product: chaperone protein DnaJ 1-like
Source: RefSeq, a predicted model, not a curated record